Messenger RNA from Dromaius novaehollandiae (emu), 1642 nucleotides. RefSeq names its product ankyrin repeat family A protein 2. Gene Ontology annotation, biological process: regulation of gene expression. The coding region runs from base 196 to 1137 and encodes 313 amino acids. Gene Ontology annotation, molecular function: protein binding. NCBI's taxonomy places the organism in Eukaryota, Metazoa, Chordata, Aves, Casuariiformes, Dromaiidae. The record is from RefSeq and is a predicted model, not a curated record. Gene Ontology annotation, cellular component: nucleus. The transcript has 9 exons.
GCCCAAUCGCAGCCGGCGCGCCCGCGCAGCGCGCCGGAAGUUGUGUCAUACCGCCGGCGCGUCGUCUUCACGGCCGCGGCGCCGAGAUUAUUUUAACAUCCAUAUCACAUUGGAGACACCUUGGCUGACUGGAACUGCUGGUGGCUAGAAGCCAUGAAGAAACAUUUUAUGUAGAACUUUUACACGAUUGAAGCCAUGGCAUCGUCAUCAAAUUUAGAUGUUGGAGCCCAGUUAAUUGUGGAAGAAUGCACCACAAGCUACAGCCUUCCACCCAUGCCGGACGUUAAGGUGGAACAUCAGCUUGACUCUAGCACAGAGGAAGGCCCAGCUCAGAGUGUCACCAUGGGAAUGAAAUUCAUUUUGCCCAAUAGAUUUGAUAUGAAUGUCUGCUCGCGAUUUGUGAAAUCUUUGAAUGAAGAGGACAGUAAAAAUAUUCAAGACCAAGUUAACUCUGACCUUGAAGUGGCAUCUGUCUUAUUUAAAGCUGAAUGCAACAUCCAUACUUCUCCUUCCCCUGGUAUCCAAGUAAGACAUGUUUACACUCCAUCAACUACUAAGCAUUUCUCUCCAAUAAAACAGUCAACUACCCUAACUAACAAACACAGGGGAAAUGAAGUCUCUACAACACCUCUGCUUGUAAAUUCUUUAUCAGUUCACCAGCUAGCUGCUCAGGGAGAAAUGCUGUAUCUGGCGACACGUAUCGAACAAGAAAAUGUAAUCAAUCAUAAGGAUGAAGAAGGAUUUACCCCUCUGAUGUGGGCUGCUGCUCAUGGGCAGAUAGCAGUAGUGGAAUUUCUCCUCCAGAAUGGUGCAGAUCCUCAGAUUUUGGGGAAAGGGCGAGAAAGUGCCCUCUCCCUGGCUUGCAGUAAAGGAUAUACAGAUAUUGUUAAAAUGCUGCUGGACUGUGGAGUUGAUGUCAAUGAGUAUGACUGGAAUGGAGGCACACCCCUACUCUAUGCGGUGCAUGGGAACCAUGUGAAAUGUGUAAAAAUUCUUCUUGAAAGUGGUGCUGAUCCAACUAUUGAAACAGAUGCUGGCUAUAAUUCCAUGGAUUUGGCUGUAGCCUUGGGCUACCGGAGUGUUCAACAGGUUAUUGAGUCUCAUUUAUUAAGGCUACUUCAAAAUAUCAAGGAAUAACGUCUGGCUCUUCUGUGGGUUUCAGCUCUUGGCUUGGAGAUGUGGAGUGCUUUUUAGCCCUGUAAUCAGUGAUAGGGGUUGUUUAUUUUGUAACUUUACCUCAGUUCAAAUAUUUAACUGGUUUAACAUAUGUUUCCUCUUCUUACAUUGCUAUUUAUAGAAAUAUGUGAUGUCAUCCUUCUGCUAAAAAGAAAAUGUCAGUUGUUGUGAUGUAUGAAAACUUUGUGAAUAAAAGCAGUUUUGACUGUCUUAAAUGUUCACACCAAGUGCAAUAGGUGGUAUUGUACCAAGUGUCCUGCUUCUUCACAUCAUUGAUAAUAUAUUCACAGGAAGAAAUUUGUUCAGAUAUUGAGGUAUAUCACCAUAGAAGGUAGAUGUCUUUAUUGUUAAUAGUACCAAAAUGUGCACCAUGUAUGAUUUGUUUUUUGAGAUCCUCUGUUAAAAUUACUGUGCCAGCUUUUGUGUUUGAUUUUUAAAAAGUUGAUAAUAAAUUGGAGGACUUGGA